AUGGGCCUGUUCACGCCGUCGGGCUUCCUGGCGGUCAAGACGUACUUCGUGGAGUCUCGCGGCCGCGCCGUGGGGCUGUCGAUGGCGGGCGCCAACUGCGGCCAGAUGGCGAUGCCUCACGUGGUGCGGCUGCUGCUCGAGACGUACGGCUUCAGCGGCGCGCUGCUCGUGCUGGGCGGGGUGGCCAUGCACGGGCCGCUCGGCUCGCUGUUCUUCCACCCCGUGGAGUGGCACGCCGAGCGCCGCCCUGUGGCCAACGAGCUGACGCUGCUCAAGGGCGAGUCCGAGCCCGGCGACGAGGUGCGGCCGCGCCGGCCCAGGAGGAACGCCUCCAUGGCGUCGCUGGCCAGCUCCGAGGUGGGCGACAUGGCCGACGUCGUGCCCGAGGACCGCCGCAUGCGCCUGCGGCCCACCUGGGAGGAGGACGAGGAAGAGGGCGCGGGAGCGCCAGCGGGCACCUUCCAGGACAAGUCGCAGCCGAUCUGGCGCCGCGUGGUGGCCUUCAUGGACCUGGACCUGCUGCGGAACCGGGUGUACCUGAACGUCUUACUGGGUACGGCGUGCAUGAUGACUUCGACUGUCAACUACUCGCUGCUGCUGCCGUUCUACCUGCAGCGCCACGUGGGUCUCUCGAUGACAGACACGGCGCUCUGCCUCACCAUGAUGGCCGCCGGCGACUUCGUGUCGCGCCUCACCGUGCCUCCCAUCACGGACCGCAUCAAGGCCAGGGCGAGGUACACCUUCUUCCUCGGAGCCUGCUUCAUGGCCCUCACGCGAUCAGCAAUCGCGAUGAGCACCGGGAUGGUGCCACUGUGCGUGUGGAACGCGCUCUGCGGCUUCUCUCGCGGCGCCGCCGUCGUCAACAACAACCUGUGCGUCGCCGAAGUGUGUCCCGAGGAGAAGCUGCCAGGCGCCGUGGGGCUCAACAUGGUCUGCACCGGAUUCAUGCUGCUCGCCGUGGGGCCCAUCAUAGGAUACGUCCGUGAUGAGACUGAGAACUAUCCACUGUGUAUGCACCUGCUGUCAGUCCUGGUGGCAAUAGCAAUGUUUUCCUGGCUCGUCGAAGGCGUACUGCACUGGUGUCGCCGCAAGAGAUGAAUUUGGGCCAUCUUAUGACUGGUGUCAUAAGUUUAACUAACAAAACUGUCAUGAUUUUUAUACAUAACAUUGUUCCUGUACCAGGGAAAAUACACUUUUGUUUGUGUCAACACUGGAAUGAGGAGAUGAUGUAACAAAAUAAUUUUUCACUUAGUACUAUGAACGUUGUAGCACAUAAAGACUGAGGUGAGAUCCGUCAUAUAGCUUAGUUACAGACAUAGUACGUGAAAAAGUCGUGCUCCGAAACGACACUUGGUAAUGAUUCUUAAUAAUUUCUCUAUGUGCUCUGCAUGAUAUAGCUUGAUAACUGUGUUGUACAAACCACGAGUUAAAAAGACGUGUCUUGUGUUCUGCCAAUAUCUCAGAAUUUAUUUAGUUUCUUUAUGUAUUAGGCUUUCCUUGUAUAGAGAAUGUCAAAGUACCAAUUUCCGUUCAUCCGACACAUAAAGACUUGAGCCCAGGAAGUCAGCUAAUAGAAAGUGUCCACAGACUAGUUGCAGAGUUGAGGCUGGGCACUCAACUCAAAGAUGAGAAACCUCCCAAGCUGCACAGACACCCAGACAAGUAUUUCAGAGGUAAUGACUCCACCAAGAUGCACCAUAUCUCGUAUAUUGUGUGGAGAAGAAGACAGAGCAUGAUGAAGAAGCAUGAUGAAGAAGAAGACGUUAAUUACAAAGAGAACCAUACGUAUGUGAAAAAAGAAGCUGGAUGUAUUGGUGGAGAUCAUGAAGAUGAAGAUUACAGUGAGGAAGAUGACGAUGAGCAAAAAGUAGAAGAAGGUGGUCAUGAUGAGGAAGACGAAGUUUAUAAUAAAUUGGAAGUUAAUCUCCAACGAAUCUUCAGUAGAUAUCGUAUAUGUCUACUGGAAUAACCUGAAUGCAUUGGUAGAGCAAUUUUUGUCCUUGCUAGCUUCAAAAGCAGUAGACAUUAAUUCAAAUGACAAUGAAAUUACUAACUGUUGAAGAAGAAAUUCAAAAAAGCAGCAUUCUGAACAUAUUUCUUUGAUAAAUCCAUUCCGAGCAUAGAAAAAUAUAUGGAUGAACUACCUCAAACUGCUUUUUGGAAGUAAGGGAUGAUGUGAAUGCCAAUGCUGUUGGAAUA
Messenger RNA from Schistocerca cancellata (South American locust), 2199 nucleotides. RefSeq names its product monocarboxylate transporter 12-B-like. The record is from RefSeq and is a predicted model, not a curated record. The transcript is spliced from 4 exons. NCBI's taxonomy places the organism in Eukaryota, Metazoa, Arthropoda, Insecta, Orthoptera, Acrididae. Gene Ontology annotation, biological process: transmembrane transport; monocarboxylic acid transport. Gene Ontology annotation, molecular function: monocarboxylic acid transmembrane transporter activity. The coding region runs from base 1 to 1098 and encodes 365 amino acids.